Molecule: messenger RNA, 2238 nt
Organism: Liolophura sinensis
Lineage: Eukaryota; Metazoa; Mollusca; Polyplacophora; Chitonida; Chitonidae
Product: calponin homology domain-containing protein DDB_G0272472-like
Exons: 13
Coding region: 1-1710 (569 amino acids)
Source: RefSeq, a predicted model, not a curated record
AUGGUUCUGACAGAUUUACCUUUUGAGAGGAAUUCUCGUCUGCAAAGUCGAUAUGAUUUGAUUAGGCCAGCCAAACGUCCUGAUAGUGCUCCUCCCAAACACAGGGACCGGAAGCAGUCAGCAAAUUCAAAGAAAUCAAGUGAAGAAUACGCUGGGUUUCUGAAAUUUCAGGAGCGUAGUGUGGGCCCAAAUGGAUUUCUCGACUCUUCUCGUUACUGCCAUUCCUUCACGGUCAAAUCGAAAAGGAAAACAUCACCUGGUCCGACAGGUGUGCCCCAGUCUCUGUCUGCACCCACCAGCGUGUCCUUGUCUGCAAGGAUCAAUCAGGACUCCAGGGAUUAUGACAAGAGAAUGAAAGUCAUUGAGGACCACAUGUGGAAACACAAACAAGAGGAAAGAGAACUGAAAAGGGCAGAAGGGGACAUCAUCAAGAAUCAGCAAGCUGUCAGACAUUCACUUAGGAAUUAUGAGAACUUGGUUAACAGGAAAAGACGAGCAGAAGACAAGAAGUUAAGUAAAGGUCAGGAGAAGUAUGUUGUCAUGCAGAGAGAGAACACCCAUGCAAAGGAGGAGCUGACCAAAAGACGAAUCCAGCACAACAUAAACAUGGAACAAGAAUUGAAAGAUGUGGAUCGCAAAUGUCUUCUAAAGGAAAUGGAAUUGAGAAGAAAAUACCAGACUAAAAAAAGUGAGCUGGAGUUGAAACGAGUAGAGAGGGCAAGAAUAAGCCAAGAGUUUGAGACCAAGAUGAAGACUAAAGAAGAAGAAGAGUAUAAACUACAGAAAGAAUUGGCUGAUCUGGCCAUUGGACUCAACAUGGAGGUGCUGAAACAUAGACAGGAGAUAUUUGACAAGGAGAGUCAAAAGGAAAAGGAGGUAGCAAAGAAUAUUGAAGCAGAUUUGGCCAAUGAGAAGUCAUUGAACUCAAAAAUCAGUAAAGGUGACGGGGACAUUAAAGAGGCUGAAUUGACAAAGAGAAAGCUGAGUGCUGACUUGUCUAAGACACGUGCACACAUUGCCAUUAAGACCAGAGACGAACAUCGCCGUCUGACAGACACCCAGAUGAGGUUAACUGACAAUGUCAACACGCAGAGACAGCUGAAUGAUGCGGCGAGAUUUGCUGACAUGGAUUUGAGGGCCAAGAAAAUUGAACAACGCCUUCAGGCGCACAACGAACGUCGACAAACGCAACUCUCAAGCCGCAUCAGUCAGAAGAGGGACAGAGAAGAAGCGCAGCAAGCUAUACUGCAGGAGAAGUUCCGCAAGCGCUACAAUGAACAGCGCCGCAAAGAGCACGAGGACAGCCUGAAAUUUUUCCAGAAAAUGGUGAGCAAAGGGGAAGAAACAGAACAGAACCUGUACAAUAAAGUUCGGAAUGCUGAAUACGCUCGGCAGAAACAGGAGCAGACCAUCAAGCAUCUUCAGCUUGCCCUCCAAGAAAUCAAGCGCGAAAAUGCCGAAAAGAUUAAGAAAGAAUUGGCAGAUUCCUUCAGACAUGAGAAGGAAUGCGAGGAAAAGUUACUGCGGGAAAAGGCUGAACUUGAUAAGGCUCACGCCCAGAGAGAAGAGAGCUAUAUGAAGUUACAACAUCAUCGCACUCUUCUUAAAGAGGAUAGGUACCAGUUAGAGGAACACAAGAGGGAACACGAACGUCUGACCAAGAUUGGGCUCAAAUCAGACCUCACUUCAGACUCGUUCAUCUACACCUAAAGAUACAACAGUAUAUGUAUGAAAAAUGGAUUGCAUAAAAUCUUCAGAGCACACUUUUCUUUGUUUAGUCAGUUAAGAAACAGUUGAUCAAAUAUCACUAGUCAUAUCACCACUAGGUGAUCUUUGAUCAUUCUAACAAUACCAUUAACAAUGACUUUCAAAAACAACAUCAACAUGACGUGACAUGACAGACAUUUAGCCUCCUGUGCAAGCACCACACAAUUUUGUGUGUCGUACAUCAUACAUUAGGCAAAUCACAUUUGAUCCCUUGUUUUCCAUUACUUACCAUUCAUUGUUUUACCCCCACAUGGGAGCUGAUUGUUGGAAAUAAUGAUAAUGAAAAAUGAAAAUUGCUGCACAGCCCAUGCCAUUUUUCAAAAAAUGCUCUGAUGGGAAACAAGGAAUAAAGUGACCUUGACCUUAAAAUAAUUUAAAAUCUUAAGUAACAUCUUCAUGUAUUCUGCUUAAAUGAAAUGUGAAGUAAUAAAGUUCUCAACAUAGAAUCGGGUAAGAAGUUAUUAUCUUAUA